Molecule: messenger RNA, 1101 nt
Organism: Pistacia vera
Lineage: Eukaryota; Viridiplantae; Streptophyta; Magnoliopsida; Sapindales; Anacardiaceae
Product: probable inactive serine/threonine-protein kinase fnkC
Exons: 6
Coding region: 18-941 (307 amino acids)
Molecular function (GO): protein binding
Source: RefSeq, a predicted model, not a curated record
UAUAUAUAUAUAUAUAUAUGGAGUUUAAGAACUCAAGAGAAGGAAUUGUCUUAAGAGUGUUAAGGGACGCUACGCCUAGUCAUUACUUGUUGAAAAUUCAGUCUUUCUCAUCUCUUACCAAUUUAAACAAGUUCAUCUCAAACGAUUUUGAUGCCGGGGGCUUCAAAUGGAAAUUGUGUCUCUAUCCAAAUGGGGACAAGGAGAAUAAAGGGGAAGGUCAUAUAUCUAUUUACUUAGAAUUGGCAGAAUUGAGUUCUCUCCCUAUUGGGUGGGAAAUCAACGUGAUUUUCAAUUUUUUUGUAUUUGAUCAGCUUCAGGGCAAGUAUGUUACAAUUCAAGAUGGGAGAAUAAGGCGUUUCCAUUCAAUGAAGACAGAAUGGGGCUUUUCCAAAUUCUUGGACCUGGAAACCUUUCUUAAUCCAUCAAACGGAUACCUUAUCAAAGACACUUGUGUCUUUGGUGCGGAGGUUUUUGUUAUCAAAAAUACUUUUAAGGGGGAGUUUUUAUCAAAGAUGGAAGAUCCUACUACUCAUUAUCAUACCUGGAUAGUUAAAAAUUUUACGACCAUGACUAAUAAAAAUUACAUUUCUGAAUCAUUCGGACCAUACAAAUGGUAUCUUAUUCUCUUCCCUAAUGGACAUAAGGAGGGCAAGGGAAAAAAUAUUUCAAUUUAUUUAUCGUAUGAUCAUUCUUUUAAUGCUAAAUUAUUUGUAAAUUUCAUUCUGCGUGUCAAAAAUCAAAGGGAUGGACCUCACAUUGAAGGAAAAGUUGAAGACCAUAUGUUUUAUCCAACAGACAAGGAUUUGGGUUUUCCAGAAUUUAUGUUGUUAGAUACAUUGAAAGAUCCGAAACAGGGUUAUUUGGUGGAUGACACUUGCAUCAUUGAAGCAGAUGUUAAAUUGCUUGGUUCGGUUAGUUUGAACAAGUCAUGGCUCUCCUAAACGUAUUAAUGCUUCCCCAACAAUAAUAGGUUUAGGUUGUGAUAAAAAAAUGAUACUUAAUGUUUGUCUAUAAUUCUGCAUCUUGUAAUGUUGCAGUGUGCGAAACCAAGGGUUCUGAUAUAUAAGAUUUGUGGUGCUACUUUGUUUUUCAUUCGCUAGU